Messenger RNA from Phytophthora sojae, 825 nucleotides. RefSeq lists its product as hypothetical. The record is from RefSeq and is a predicted model, not a curated record. Bases 1 to 825 code for a protein of 274 amino acids. Lineage: Eukaryota; Oomycota; Peronosporomycetes; Peronosporales; Peronosporaceae. The transcript is spliced from 3 exons.
AUGGCGGAGCAGAAGAAGACGCCCAAGGAGUCACACGAGGAGAAGAGGACGAUCCCGCCGUUUGACGGCAAGGACUACGAGGUCUGGCACGAGCGAGUCAAGCUCAAGCUGGAGAGGAAGAAGCUGUGGAAGUACUGCAUGGAGGACUGGCUCGAGCCGGACGAGAGCAAGGAGGCAGAGGCGCACGCGACGUGGACGAGCGAGAUGGUCCACGCCAAGGAGAUCAUCUACGACGCAAUGACGAAUCACAUAAUGAAGACUAUUAUGGGCAAGACGUACCUGAAGUGCGCUGAGGAGGGGGCCAAGCUCAGCCGGUUACGGCUCGCUCCCAACGGCAAUGUACCAGAUCACCUGAGCGAGAUGCGUCGGCUGAUGGAGACCAUUGCUGGAGUCGGGCGUCCUGUGGACGAUCACAAGCCCCAAAAUGCUGAUGAUCCUCCUAAUUGUGAACAACUUGAACUCGCAUUGGAGAUGGCUUACGACCAUCGCCAAGGUCGGAAAGCAGAGGGCGCCAAGGACAAUCAUGAUGAAAAAAGGCGUUCUUUGCUGGUGGAGGAAGAGGUCGAGGACGAGGUCGCGGCCGUGGACGUGGUGGUCGAUCUGGAGGACACGGGCGCGGUUCCGGUGGUGGACGUGGUUCUGGCGGUCGCGGGAGCCAAGGUGGCGGACAUGGAGCUGGACGUGGCCAAGCCGGCAGUGGACAAAAAUCAGGUGGUGCUUGUUAUCACUGCCAUGAAGCAGGGCAUCAUGUGUUUGAUUGCCCGUUUCUUGGCAAGCGACCUCCAGCCGAGGAUCGCAGCAGCACCCAAGCUCAGAAGCGCGUGA